GUAAAAAUGGUUGCUGCUGUAAUUCUUCACAUCGAUUCAGGUUGAAUAAUGAAUACUUCCUAGGAAGUAUUGCCCUUUUCUUCGCUCAUAAAGUAUCGGAAGCUCGGUGGCGAUUUACAUAAAAAGUUGUACUUGUACAGUAGUUGGCAAGCACGAGCCCCGUACUUUUGGGAUUUAUGUUCUCGUGAACCAUCAACCACCCUCAUCGUUUCAUGCAAUAGAAUUACCCAUUGCCAUGGAGUAGGUGAAAGGAACCAGCGGCUCAUUAACCAAUAGCGAGCGCAAUAGUAAAAUGGACACAAUUUCUAAACGAAAUCACAGUGUCGAGGACAGCAUUCUCGAUGUUUUGCAAAAAGAUGGAAACGAGAGCGAGAAAAUACAACCAGCCACCAGAACAACGGCCGUAGAGGAUCGAAAGGCCAAUUUUCCUUCUCCUCUAGCGCCGAACGCAUAUCCGUGUAAAGACACUCAACAUGAGCUCCCUCAACAUCCUUCGACAUGGCCUCAGCGUCCUCUCAUGGUCCGCCCAACACCAUGCUCUUCAACGAAAAUCAUUGGAAUUGUAAGUCAUGCCAGAGUUCCCUUUGCGACUUGCAAUUUUAGUGAUAACACUGACCAAUGAAAUCGAAUAAUUUUGCUUAGCGUCGUGCUAUUUCUGAUAAUUACGAAAAUUUCAAGGGAUGUUGUGCUGGAUGCAUCCUCCCGAUCAAUAAUGGCAGAGAGCUCGAGGGUGAAUCACUUGUUGUUGACUUCGAAUCGACAAACUUUGUUGGGACUCUUUUCUUGAGAAUCAAAGACGUGCCACCGCUAGAAAGGGGAAAAAAUGGUAGCAUGAAUAACGACGAGGAGAACGAUAUCAAAUACGGCCAAAGCGAAAGCAUAGACUACUUUGCUGAUAGGAAGCGAAAGUUCCAGGCUAUUAUUAAAGGUCGCUUCAAGAAGGCACUCGCCAUGAAUCGAUGCGUUACGGGACAGAGUUUCAAGCGACCGGCUGGGAAACUACCUGCUAAAUGGCUAGUGUCAUCUUUUAUCAAAUUCGUAUCCAUUUUGGCACCACAGCUAGAUGCCUCUUUGGACGGAAACAGUCCCCGAUUCUUGACUCCUUUAUUAGCCACAGCCAAUACAGUUCUAUCUCAAGAGAAUGGUAUUGAUGAGACUGGUAAUAAUUCAAGUACCACAAACAAAUGCAAUCGCCCGCUUUCGUCAGAAGAUGGUAGUCCCUGUCUGAAGAUUGACACGACCGUCGACCUCGAAGAACCUUCUUCUUUAGAGCCAUCCAGUGUUCUUUCAAGUCUUCUUGCACAUGAAAGCAAUCCGAGCAUAAAGAUACCAGAUACAAGUUUAUAUUCUUCAAUCGACCGCACAGUGUCCCGUAAAAAAGUUUUCAAUCUUCUCAGUGCCAUGAAUUCUCCAGAACCCCGAUUCGAUUGCGAUCGAAUCUACACCUUUGAAUUCUAUCAACAUCUCUUAGAACUUUCUAGAUAUGCGUUGGACAUGGGAAGUGUUGGAGGAAUGAUACCUUUGGCACAGGCCACCGAUGGACAACCUCUAAAGAUCAUGGCUGCCCACAGAGAAAGUGACGAGAGUCAGGAGCUAGAUAUACUUUGGAGCUUCGACAUCUUCCACGAGUCCUUGUACGCUUACGCAGAGCUUGCAGUUGACCAAGUGUAUUCUGAUAGUUGAGAAAGAAGAUUUCAUUUGCAAUGGUCCGUAGGUCAGAGCGAUAGAACUCCAGAAAAGAGUGUCUCGAAGUAAGUUUUGAUAGAGAAAUUAGUUCUUUAGUCAGCAGAUUAUCAACCUAAUUAUCCGAAUGGUUUAUGGAGCCUCUUCAUCACCACCAGUCUCUCGAAUUGAUUGAACUUCCUUGCUAAGAGAACAAAGAAUGUCAACCAUUUUUACAACAGAGUAUUGCUUCCCCUCGAUGGUAACAUCAUUUCCAGCAUAGUCCUUAAAUUUUACACGUUCUCCCUCCUCGACCGGCGAAGGUGAAAGUUCUCCACUGCUGUUCAAACGACCUUCACCCACUUUGACAACAAUGCCCUCACACGGCACAUCGUCCGCAACUACCUGGCUGGCGAUCACAACACCACUGCUGGUUGAUAGAGACUCAGGAUUCUCAUCCAGCGCUAUGAGAACAUAAUCUCUAACUGGGAAGACGGCAUCCAGCUUCAUCGUAACGCCACUGUAAUACAGCAAACAAUCGUCGUCCCGAAUCAUUUGACAGGAAUCAUCAUUGUAAAUAAUGGCCUUUCCGUCGUACUUUCCGUAGAGUACAGACAUACCCUCCUUGAUUGGGUUGGUAAUACGAAUUCCAGUGAAUGGAUGGAUCUUUCCUUUGCCAGCAGCGACAACUAAACCUUCGGUGGGACGCUCCUUGGAUUGAUCGGGCAGAAGAAUUCCUCCGGACGUGGCUGUGAGAGUAUCCUUGACUUUGACAAGGAUAAAGUUUCGAAGCGGCGUUAUGGGCCCACGAAUUUCCUCUCCAUCUAGUGUGUAAGAGGUGCCCGUUGGAGAUGACAGAUCUGUUUCUGUAGAUCGCAGUGGUGUCGAGUGUGUUCGCCCAACACCUGUGACUGGCGAGCUAGAAAACGCUCCAGCUGAAACGAUUAGCUGCCACAGGAAUAUCGCUGCCUUCAUUGUACUUCUUUUGCUUUCACCUAUGUUGAAUGUUACUUCAGAAGAAAGAUGCGAGAUUGCGGAUCAUUCAUUCCUUGUUAGUCCAAAUAAUCAAUACGAUAGUGA
Messenger RNA from Pseudo-nitzschia multistriata, 2742 nucleotides. The record is from the annotation of a GenBank genome assembly. NCBI's taxonomy places the organism in Eukaryota, Bacillariophyta, Bacillariophyceae, Bacillariales, Bacillariaceae.